This is a messenger RNA of Parastagonospora nodorum SN15, 684 nucleotides long. RefSeq lists its product as hypothetical. The record is from RefSeq and is a predicted model, not a curated record. Bases 1 to 684 code for a protein of 227 amino acids. The transcript is spliced from 2 exons. NCBI's taxonomy places the organism in Eukaryota, Fungi, Ascomycota, Dothideomycetes, Pleosporales, Phaeosphaeriaceae.
AUGUCUGAAACCCCAACGUCUAAAAGCGACGUGUACGCGCCUGUCCCACCCGAGCUCCAAGCGGAAAUCGAGCGUUAUCAAUCGCGCCUCUACAACAUCACGGAAGUGAGGCUAGCGGACCGAUUCUGCGCAGGGCAGAGCGGAUUAUUGCAGGACUACCAGCUGAAGAGGGUCAAGCGUCCGGCCAAGCGCAGAACAUCGCGGUCGAUCAAGCACCAAGCAUCAAGCACAGUCGCGCGAGAGAUCCAGACCACAUACCACGGUGUGUCAGCUCUCGUACACAACGAAGCUCUUGCCGAGAUCCGGAAACUCAGGGAAGGGCUUCGCCAAGCAGAAGCACGCGAAGACGCCCUGAAGGCAGACAACGAGGCCUUGAAGGCAGAGAACGAGACCUUGACCACCGAGCUUUGCGAAAGCGAAGAAGCUUGUCAAGCCUUGGACAUCAGGUGGACGACCCUCGAGAACGAGCGACGUAUGGCGGCAAGACGUCAAGGGCCAAGCAGAGCACAAACUGAGCUGGAAGGUGCGAACAAGACACUACUGGACAAGCUCAGCAAGUACCAGACAGCUCUUGAUCAAUCCAACAAUUCGGUAGAGACCUUGCUCGAUGAAGCCGACAAGCAGAGUGACCGGUUUGCUGAGCUCAAAAAGAUAAUUGAGCAAUACAAAGCCAUGGUCGAAUAG